GAAACCGCCACCGGGAAGUGCUUCACCUUUACAUUACACCGUGUCUGGCGGGAUCACAUGAGAAGCGGCGCAUCUAAGAGUGGUAACCUGACAACCUCCGGAGUAGGCGGCAGUGCGCACCGAACAAGCACUAUGAGCGACACUUCUCUGUAUCUCUCUCAUCUUCAACCCGUUAUCAGCCACUUUCGAUGUCGUUGUACAAUGAUUUGAAGCCUAUAACCCUCUACGACAUCCCAAGUCAACGAGGCGCAUGGUCGCUCAACACCGUUAAGACUCACUUCUGCUUAGGCUACAAAGGUCUCCCCUUCAACACCGAAUGGGUCGAGUACCCUGACAUUGCACCCAAGAUGCAACAGCUCGGCGCAGACCCGGUAACUACCGACCCCAACAGACAGGUCAAGUACACCCUCCCUGUCAUCUACGACCCCAACCAAUCGCGUUUCGUCACGGACUCGUUCAAAAUCGCCGAAUACCUUGAAGAGACAUACCCAGACCCGGAGCGCCCACUCUUCCCGCAUGGCAGCGUUGUCCUCGCUGCUGGAUUCGAGAACGCCUUCGACUCAUGCAUCGACGGAGCCCAUUAUUGGGUCCUGUGCGACGUGCCGAGUAUGCUCAACCCACGAAGCGCACAGUAUUUUCUCAAGACACGUUCGGAAUGGCUCAAGGUCGAUAAACUUAUCGAUAUCUCCUCUCCAGGGUCGGAGCAGAGAACGAAGCAUGAGAACGUGAUGAGGAAGGGGCUAGGCCUGUUUGAAGGGUGGAUGAAGAAGAGCAAGGGGAAGUGGAUCAUGGGCGACACGUUCUCGUUUGCGGACAUUGCGAUCGCUGCUCAGUUUUUCUGGUAUAUGCGCGUCAUGCCCCCCACCGACUGGGAGAAGAUCAACGGAUGGCGAGGAGAUGGGCUGAAGUGGGAACAAGUGGUGAUCGACGUGGCCAACGAGUGUAAUGUCAAGCUGGACACGACGCCUCCUACUCCUGCUUCUUGAGCUGAUAUACCUCUGCUUCAUUAGUAUGAACGUCAAUAUUACAACUUUGC
Coniophora puteana RWD-64-598 SS2 is the source of this 1036-nucleotide messenger RNA. RefSeq lists its product as uncharacterized. The coding region runs from base 189 to 986 and encodes 265 amino acids. Gene Ontology annotation, biological process: glutathione metabolic process; L-phenylalanine catabolic process. The record is from RefSeq and is a predicted model, not a curated record. NCBI's taxonomy places the organism in Eukaryota, Fungi, Basidiomycota, Agaricomycetes, Boletales, Coniophoraceae. Gene Ontology annotation, molecular function: glutathione transferase activity; maleylacetoacetate isomerase activity. The transcript has 2 exons.